Molecule: messenger RNA, 3466 nt
Organism: Bombina bombina (fire-bellied toad)
Lineage: Eukaryota; Metazoa; Chordata; Amphibia; Anura; Bombinatoridae
Gene: LRCH1
Product: leucine rich repeats and calponin homology domain containing 1
Exons: 19
Coding region: 205-2253 (682 amino acids)
Molecular function (GO): protein binding
Source: RefSeq, a predicted model, not a curated record
UCCAUGGUACCUUUUUACCGGCUGCAUGCCAGGAUAUACAGCAGGGGGAGGACAUGCGCCCUUUGCCUUCAGACUCCCAAAGGCAGGAAACCUACAGGAAAGAGCUUGCUGCUGCUGCUGCAGCUGUUGCAGCUGCCUAACUCUCCUGCCCUAUACUGUACUAAACAUACGAUCUAGACACAAUACUCAAGAGCAGGAGGGAAGAUGGCGACGCUGGGAAGUGAGUCUCAGCCUUUCUCUGCCCUCCCAGCUAGUUCUUUGCUCCAAACGCAGUAUCAGCACCACCACAGCACUGGCAGCAAUGUGCCCAACUUCAGCUUAAACCUGCCAGUGAACAGAGGCUUGGAGCGAGCCCUGGAAGAGGCAGCGAACUCUGGGGUGUUAAAUCUCAGCGGCAGGAAGCUGAAGGAAUUUCCCAGGACUUCUGUGAGCCACGAUCUGUCUGACACUGUACAAGCAGAUUUUUCUAAGAAUAGACUGACUGAAGUUCCAGCGGAAUUGUGUCAGUUUGUGUCCUUGGAAGCGCUGAACCUUUAUCACAACUGUAUCAAAAUGAUCCCAGACGCUAUAGCAAAUGUACAGGUGCUGACGUAUCUAAAUAUAAGUCGAAAUCAGCUUUCUUCUUUGCCAGCCUGCCUAUGUGGUCUUCCUCUAAAAGUCCUAAUUGCAAGUAAUAAUAGGCUUGGAACCUUGCCAGAGGAAAUAGGUCAGCUUCAGCAUCUAAUGGAACUGGAUGUCAGCUGCAAUGAAAUCACAUCAUUGCCUCAACAAAUAGGGCUUCUGAAAUCUCUUCGAGAGCUAAAUGUACGAAAAAACUACUUGAAGGUCCUACCUCAAGAAAUUGUAGAUCUUCCCUUGGUGAAAUUUGAUUUUUCCUGCAAUAAAGUGCUGGUUCUACCACUUUGUUUUAGAAAAAUGGUGCAUUUACAAGUAUUAGUUCUGGAGAACAAUCCUCUUCAGUCACCUCCUGCACAGAUUUGUAUGAAAGGCAAAGUACACAUAUUUAAAUAUUUAAGUAUACAGGCCUGUCAGAUGGAAAAGACAGGCGACGCAUUUUAUCUUCAUUCACUUGAAAGACCAAUUCUGCAUCAGCACAUUGAGGAAAGUAUUGAAGACAUGUACCCUACAAAAAAAGAUUCUGAUUCAGGCGUUGGCAGUGACAGUGGUGAGAAACGAUUAUCCGCUUUAGAGCCUUGUGAUGAAGAUUCAGCCAGUCCCAGCGUGCCAAUGUCAGAUAUCCUGGAAGAAGAACAUUUUGCCAAAGAGGACCUAGACCAACAAUUUCACAUCUUAACAAAAAUUGAAUCUCUUAGGAAUUCUCCCCUUGUGAAUGCUGCUGCUGGCAAACCUGACGCUUCAUUGUGCCAAUGUAAAAAUGAGGCAGACGCCCUCCGCUCAGAAGUUAUAAAUUAUAACGAGAACAGGUCAUCUGAGUUUGACGAACCUCUGGAAAUACAAGAGGAAACUCCAUGGUUAAUACAAAACACACUGAAUGCUGCAGAAAGCCAAGAGCUGAAUACAACAAUGAUAGUCCAGUUAAGAGAGGCAGUUGAAAUGUUACAAGAUCCAACACGGCUAAGCAUGGGCAUUGAAGACAAUACACAUUUGUACGACUUGGAAACCACCUCUGACUCUGAUCUGACCACAUCUACAGUAAAUGGGCAGGUAAAGCUACAGAUGUCACCAGUAUUUCAGAACAAACCGUCGAUUGAGACUACAGGUCCUCAAUAUUCACAUGAAGAGACAGCAGACAGCACACCUACAAUGUCACCAGAACACAGCACAACAGCUUUUGGCCUUAAACUUCGAUCAGUCUUCAUCAGGCCGCAGAGGAACUUGGAGUCAGUAGACCCUCAGUUUACGAUACGAAGGAAAAUGGAACAAUUGAGAGAAGAGAAGGAACUUACGGAUCACCUCCGUGAGAAUAUUGAAGUAAGGUUAAAAAUUUGUCUCCCCGAAGACCUGGGAUCUGCUCUCAUGGAUGGGGUUGUUUUAUGCCAUUUAGUCAAUCAAAUCCGUCCUCGGUCAGUGGGGAGCAUCCAUGUACCUUCCCCAGCUGUUCCCAGACUUAGCAUGGCCAAAUGCAGAAGGAACGUGGAAAACUUUUUAGACGCAUGCAGAAAAAUGGGUGUACCUGAGGACAAACUUUGUUUACCACAUCACAUCCUUGAAGAGAAGGGUUUGGUAAAAGUCGGCAUAACUGUUCAAGCAUUGGUAGAUGUUACAACAACCAAACAGGCCUUAUUUAUAUGAAACAAAAGGGUCUUAUUGAAUUUGACUGUAACAUAAUGUUCUCAAAACGUUGUCUGUAGGAAAUCAUGUUGGAAAUAUGUUGCCACUAAAAUUUUGUUCACAAAGGAAAUUCUUCCAAAUGAACUUGCAAACGCAAAAGAUGGAUGAAAGCAGCGUGUAACAUUCCAUAGAACCAACCAAUCCAAGCGUUCCUGCCAUACAUUAUGUUUUUCUUAAACAGAACAAACAUUUCUCCACAAUCGUUUUGUUUUUACAUUUGCCAUAUUUUUUAUCAGUAGAGAACAUACUGAAUAUAAACAAUAGAUGAGGCAAAUCUAUUAUUAUAUAAUUGCACUGUUCUUUAUUCAGCAAAAACAGAUUAUUUGAUGUUAAACCAUAUCACAUUGUGUUUCACAGUUGGAUUAUCUAUGGUUCUUAGGGAUCACUUCCUACAAAUACUAUUUAUCACCUGUUCGUUUUUUGUGUGUGUAAAAAAAAUCCCCCACCUGUUUAGUCGGACUUGUUUGCAAAAACUCAUCUCUCAGGACUGAUUGAUCAUUUGCUAAAACUCCUAUUGCAUUGAUGAACAGUGACUGACAUGCCCUGCAUAAAAACACAGUAUUUUGUCAGCACAGAGACAGAAGUUUCCAGGUACAUCAAUAAUAUAUAUUAUAUCUUAUUUAGGAGCAGCAACUGAAAAGAAAUGUGUUUGAUGUCCCUUUAAGUGAACUAGCCAUUAUGCCUGUUAUAGUAAAACUUUAACAAGGUAAAUUAUAAACAAGUAUUCAUAUGUUAUUUAUAUACAUUUCUAUCAUGAGUCAGAUAGGGAAUACCAUUUAAAACAGAUGUCUACUUUACUUGUAUUAUCUAAUUUCCUUUAUCCUUGUGGUAUCCUUUGUUUAAGGAGCAGCAAUGCAGUACUGGGAGCUAGCUAAAGGCAUUGGGUGAGCCAAUAACAUGAGGCAUAUGUGUGUAGCCACUGAUAAGUAACUCAUGAGCCUACCUAGGUAUUCUUUUCAACAAAUGAUUCUAAGAAAACAAAAUAAAUUAGAUAAUAGAAGUAAAGUGAAAAGCUGUUAUAAAUCACAUGAGCUAUGAAAUUGGGCUGUAGGUUUAUCACUUCAGUUAUAUGUUAUAGAUAUAUAUGAAGACUUUUGGACACAUUUGAACAAGUAUGGGAAAAUUAAUGCUGACUUAAGUCAAUUAAAAUAAGGCAGUAAAACAAUUAAGAGUA